CCAAAGCUUUAUCGAAGAAGAAGAAACAGCCGCGGCUAGUGAGCUAGCUUAGCUACUUUCAUUAUUUUACUGAAAUAUGGCAGCUGUACUACCCAUCAGACCGCCAUGCGACAGCAAUCCCGCCACUCCAGGAGCACAAUCACUAAAGGAAGAUGUAAUAGAUGAGGUUUCCAACGACGGCAGUCAGCCUCCCAAAAGAAGGAGAAUGGGUUCAGGAGACAGCUCCCGAAGCUGUGACACCUUCAGCCAAGAGCUCGGAGCGACAUAUUUUCCAGCAGAGAACCUGACAGAGUAUAAGUGGCCACCUGAUGACACAGGAGAGUAUUACAUGCUGCAGGAGCAGGUCAGCGAGUAUCUGGGAGUGACGUCAUUCAAGAGGAAGUAUCCUGAUAUGGAGAGGCGAGAUUUGUCCCACAAGGAGAAGCUCUAUCUUCGAGAACAAAAUGUCAUUACGGAGACACAGUGCACUCUGGGUCUCACAGCUCUGCGAAGCGACGAAGUGAUAGAUCUGAUGAUCAAGGAGUAUCCUUCCAAACAUGCUGAGUAUUCUGUCAUACUGCAAGAAAGGGAGCGGCAGAGAAUAGCAAAAGAGUACUCUCAAAUGCAGCAGCAGAACCCUCAGAAGGUCGAGGCCAGCAAGGUUCCUGAGUACAUAAAGGAGGCUGCGAAAAAAGCCGCAGAGUUUAACAGCAACUUCAACAGGGAGCGGAUGGAAGAGAGGAGAGCUUAUUUUGACCUCCAGACCCACGUUAUCCAGGUACCACAGGGCAGAUUCAAGGUGCUUGCUCCAGAAUUAACCAAAACCGGGCCUUACCCUGUGGCUCUCAUACCAGGACAGUUCCAAGAUUACUACAAAAGGUACUCGCCCAACGAGUUGCGCUAUUUGCCGUUGAACACCGCUCUGUAUGAGCCUCCACUGGAUCCAGAGCUUCCUGCUCCAGACUCGGAGCCCGACUCGGACGAUGCAGACGAGGCCAAGGACGACAAGAACAACAAGAACUCAUCAGACAGCUCUUCAGGAAACGCCUCGGACGUGGAGAGCCAGGAGGGCGGAGGAGGACAUCGUCAUAAGUCCAAAGCCAAAGACAGGACGUCAACGCCGGGAAAAGACCAGCGCCACUCCCACAAAGCCACUCCAGGGUACAAGCCUAAGGUCAUUCCAAAUGCUAUUUGUGGCAUUUGCCAGAAGGGUAAAGAGGCCAACAGGAGAGGCAGGCCGGAGGCUCUCAUUCACUGCUCCCAGUGUGACAACAGCGGCCAUCCGUCCUGCCUCGACAUGAGCGAGGAGCUGGUGAGCGUGAUCCAGACGUACCGCUGGCAGUGCAUGGAGUGUAAGACGUGCACCGUGUGCCGCCAGCCGCACCAUGAGGACGAGAUGAUGUUCUGUGACAAGUGUGACCGCGGCUACCACACCUUCUGCGUGGGCAUGGAUGAAAUACCUACAGGUCUUUGGGUGUGCGAGGUUUGUGACAAAGACUUCACAACACCCAAAAAGAAAGGAGUAAAAACACAGAAGAAGUCUAAAUCGGCUCAGAAAUGACCAACGUAAAAAUUAAGUUAAUUUGUUCACAAAUUCUUUGUCAACAUUUCUGGAAAAUGUAAAUUGUUUUUUCUUUUUCUUAAAUAAAGCUUUGCUUGGACAUUG
Messenger RNA from Poecilia reticulata (guppy), 1645 nucleotides. RefSeq names its product PHD finger protein 10 (gene phf10). NCBI's taxonomy places the organism in Eukaryota, Metazoa, Chordata, Actinopteri, Cyprinodontiformes, Poeciliidae. Gene Ontology annotation, cellular component: npBAF complex. The record is from RefSeq and is a predicted model, not a curated record.